Molecule: messenger RNA, 1413 nt
Organism: Panicum virgatum (switchgrass)
Lineage: Eukaryota; Viridiplantae; Streptophyta; Magnoliopsida; Poales; Poaceae
Exons: 2
Coding region: 1-1413 (470 amino acids)
Biological process (GO): exocytosis
Cellular component (GO): exocyst
Molecular function (GO): phosphatidylinositol-4,5-bisphosphate binding
Source: RefSeq, a predicted model, not a curated record
AUGGAGGUCGGUGGUGAAUCGUCCGCCGUGCGCCCCGCCGGCGGCGACAGCUCCAGCUGCUCAGGUACCCACUCGUCCACCUACACACCCGGGGCGUCUCCCGUCUCCUCCUCCUGCGGCUUCCAUCCGCCUGGCGCUUCGGAGCUGGACGAGGAAGCAAGAGCCAAGAAGCUCGGCCAUGUUAGGGGCCUGCUGGAGGAAUUCUGUAGCCACGCCGGCGCGAAUGUGGAAGCCCUUAUCGAGAGGUGGCUCUCGGAGAUGGACGCCGCCUGGGUUCACCUCGCUGGCCACGAUUCGCGGCAGCUCCCGCAGCUAACUCGCAGCUGGAUCCUGGCUCUACGCGACAUCAAGGACUCCAUCUUCGCGUACAUCGACGGAUUGUGCGGCGAGGACGACAGCACUAGUCACAGUCAGCCAGCUCUUUCUGAGUUCUCACGGUUUGUCGAAUCCACAAUCCUGAAGAUGCUCCCCUUUGUUGACGUCAUUGUUGCUCUGAAUAAUACUGUAGCUAGCUCUGGCAGCGAACACAUUGUCGCAGCAGCAGCUGAGACUCAGACGAAGCUCCAGGCACUGAUACAGGUGCGUGACGCUCUCUCCACGGCCUCCGAAGAGAUCCAGUUCUGGCCCCAUUCCUCGCUCUACUACCAAGAAUCCACACGGAUGGUCGACGACAUGAGCGACCUCUUGUCAUCGCAGCUGGGCAAGCUGGACAAGGCCAUAUGGGACACGGUGGACGAGAUCAGGAAUGGCAUCAUGGACGCCAGCAGAGCAGCAGCAGCCUGCUUGUCACCGGACAUCCACGAGCUCACUCGCUCCGUGAUCAGCUGCAUCAAGCUCCUGGACACGAAUUACGUGCUGCUGAGCCGCAUCGCGUACGAAGCGGCCCGGCAUGGCACCUUCGUGCCUGAGAUCAAGAACAAAGCCCCUCUCACCAGCCUCAUCAUUGAGAUGUUCUCCUGUCUGGAAGGAAAGCUCGUCGCAAUGUUGCAGUCGUUCCAGCAUGACAGCCUUGGGUUCCUGUUCUUGAUCAACAAUUCGCACUUCGUGUGGCAGCAGCUCCAUCCGAUGUUCGAUCUGGAGUUCCCCAUGGCAGUCCUCAAUCGCAGGAUCGCCGACUACAUACAGAGCUACCUCCAGGUGUCCUGGGGCCCGGUCCUGUCAUGCCUGUACAAUGAUCCCAGACCUCUGCGCUUGGGGAGAUACCGGUUCGGGUUUGAGUUCCAGAAAGUGCACACCACCCAAAGGCUGUGGAAGGUCCCAGACCCUGAGCUGAGGGCAAGGCUGCGGAAAGCUAUCGCCAAGAAGAUCACUUCAGGCUAUGCGAAAUUCUUGGAGGAUAACCGUGCCACCACCACCCCGAGAGUCACUCCACAGGAGCUUGAUGAGAUGGUGCAAGAGAUUUUCGAAGGGUAG